This is a messenger RNA of Carassius carassius (crucian carp), 2512 nucleotides long. RefSeq names its product glycogen synthase 1 (muscle) (gene gys1). The record is from RefSeq and is a predicted model, not a curated record. Gene Ontology annotation, cellular component: cytoplasm. Gene Ontology annotation, biological process: glycogen biosynthetic process. Gene Ontology annotation, molecular function: alpha-1,4-glucan glucosyltransferase (UDP-glucose donor) activity. The coding region runs from base 144 to 2246 and encodes 700 amino acids. NCBI's taxonomy places the organism in Eukaryota, Metazoa, Chordata, Actinopteri, Cypriniformes, Cyprinidae. The transcript has 16 exons.
CCCUGACGGACAACCAAACAGUCCUAUAAUACAAGGCUAAUUUGCGCAGGAGCCCCGCCCACUGUCAGUUCAUCCUCCUGUUGAUUGACUCCAGCAGAUGUGAGGAUUGCGCCGUUGAGCGAGGAAGAGACGCUACCGCAGGCAUGCCACUGGCGCGCAGUUUGUCGGUCACCUCCCUGUCCGGCCUGGAUGAAUGGGAUGAAGAGUUCGAUCGGGAGGAUGCAGUCCUGUUUGAGAUCGCAUGGGAGGUCGCUAAUAAAGUUGGUGGCAUUUACACAGUGAUCCAGACCAAGGCGCGUCUGACCUGCGAGGAAUGGGGUGAGAACUACUUUCUGGUGGGCCCGUAUAUGGAGUCCAGUGUCAGGACGCAAGUGGAGCUGAUCGAACCCUGCAAUGCGGCACUCAGGAGAACCAUUGAUAAAAUGAACAGCAGUGGGUGCAAGGUAUAUUUUGGUCGAUGGCUGAUUGAAGGCUCUCCAUAUGUGAUUCUGCUAGAUGUGGGCUUCACGGCUUGGUCUCUGGACCGCUGGAAGACUGAACUCUGGGAGAAUUGCAGUAUUGGUGUGCCCUGGUUCGAUAGAGAGGCUAACGACGCCAUUCUCUUUGGCUUCCUCACUGCAUGGCUACUGGGAGAGUUUGCAGCUCAGUGUGACGAACCUCCUCACAUCGUAGCUCAUUUUCACGAGUGGCUGGCAGGUUUGGGGCUCGUCUUAUGCAGGCAGCGUCAGUUACCUGUAGCAACCAUCUUCACCACACAUGCCACACUGCUUGGCCGAUACCUGUGUGCUGGGAAUGUUGACUUCUACAACAACCUUGCUAAGUUUAAUGUGGAUAAAGAGGCAGGUGACCGGCAGAUCUAUCACCGGUACUGUCUGGAGCGCGCAGCAGUGCGCUGUGCACACGUCUUCACCACCGUCUCUCAGAUCACCGCCAUUGAGGCCGAGCACUUACUAAAGCGGAAACCAGAUAUUGUGACUCCGAACGGCCUGAAUGUGAAGAAGUUCUCAGCCAUGCACGAGUUCCAGAACCUCCACGCUCAGAGUAAAGCGCGCAUCCAGGAGUUUGUCAGAGGCCAUUUCUACGGGCAUUUAGAUUUUAACCUUGACAAGACAGUGUUUCUCUUCAUUGCUGGACGCUAUGAAUUCUCAAAUAAAGGGGCUGAUAUCUUUCUUGAGGCAUUGGCCAGACUUAAUUACCUGCUGAGGGUGAAUCACAGCGAUGUGACCGUAAUAGCAUUCUUCAUCAUGCCUGCUCGUACCAACAACUUCAACGUGGAGACCCUGAAGGGCCAAGCCGUACGGAAACAGCUCUGGGACACUGCUCAUACUGUGAAGGAGCGCUUUGGGAAGAGACUCUACGAAUCACUUUUAGUAGGGCAGCUGCCUGAUGUGUCUAAGAUGUUAGAUAAAGAGGACUUAACCAUGAUGAAACGUGCCAUCUUCGCCACCCAGCGCCAGUGCCUGCCCCCCGUCUGCAGUCACAACAUGCUGGAGGAUAGCAGUGACCCCAUCCUCAACUGCAUCCGCCGUAUCGGCCUCUUCAAUACCGCUCAGGACAGAAUCAAGGUGGUCUUCCAUCCAGAGUUUCUCUCCUCCACUUCUCCUCUCCUGCCGAUGGACUACGAGGAGUUUGUGAGAGGCUGCCAUCUUGGAGUAUUUCCAUCCUACUAUGAGCCCUGGGGAUACACACCAGCCGAGUGUACAGUAUUGGGUAUCCCUUCGGUCUCGACUAACCUGUCUGGGUUUGGCUGUUUCAUGGAGGAGCACAUUGCUGACCCGUCAGCUUAUGGUAUCUAUAUUCUGGAUCGGCGGUACCGUGGGGUGGAUGAGUCCUGCAAUCAGCUGACAUCUUUCCUGUUUCAGUUCUGUCAGCAGAGCCGCAGACAGAGGAUCAUUCAGAGGAACCGAACAGAGCGCCUCAGUGACCUGCUAGAUUGGAGAUAUUUGGGCAGGUAUUACGUAUCUGCCCGUCAUAUGGCUUUAGCGAAAGCUUUCCCGGACACAUUCAUCUAUGAGCCUCAAGAACCCACUUCGGCCACAGGCUUCCGUUACCCACGGCCCGCCUCAGUGCCCCCGUCUCCCGCCCACUCGCUUCACUCGUCUCCUCAUCACAGUGAGGGUGAGGAAGAAGAGGAACCAUAUGAUGAAGAUCUGGAGGCAGAGAAAGACCGGGUCAAUAUCCGCCAACCUUUAAACAUGCCGAACCGGAACAAGAAUCAGACGGUUGAUCUUCCUGAGAAAAACUAAAACACCCAUACAUGCAUACCUACACACUCUGUAACUUAUACUAUAAGGCACUUAUAUACACUGUGUGACACACACACACACACACACACAACAAUCCCAUAAAAGUGAAAGUAAAGCCUGCAAACAGUAUGUCUGUCUGCAUGUUGGUAUUCUGAAGAGAAAUAAAUAAGAUAUUUCAGUAUUUGGUGAGCCAUAUGUGAUUCUAAGACUUUCUGUUGAAAGAUUUCUCUGGUGUCUUUCAUAGGAAGCCUAGUAAAAAAAAACAA